Vigna unguiculata (cowpea) is the source of this 2915-nucleotide messenger RNA. RefSeq lists its product as uncharacterized. The record is from RefSeq and is a predicted model, not a curated record. Gene Ontology annotation, molecular function: protein kinase activity; ATP binding. Gene Ontology annotation, biological process: protein phosphorylation. NCBI's taxonomy places the organism in Eukaryota, Viridiplantae, Streptophyta, Magnoliopsida, Fabales, Fabaceae.
UAUGGGAAGAUAAGAAAUUAGAAAGCACGUUAAAGCGAAGGUGGUGGCAUGAGCAUUUGCAUUUCCCUCCUCCAUGACGCUAGUUGCUUCAAUUUCUCCUCCUCGUGUUGCAUUACAUUGAGGAAGAGUGUUAUAUGUUUCUGAUCCUGAAACGGUACCGUAGCAAGAGUUAUAGCUAUUAUAGGUAGUAGCGUGCGUGGUUGAUCAAUGAUUUGAUCAGAAUUGUGAUCGUGGAUCGAAGCAAUGUUCAAAUUCUUGAAAGAGGUGGUGGCUGGAUCUGGCACCGGCCUCAAAGAUCUUCCGUACAAUAUCGGUGAACCUUACGCUUCUGCUUGGGGCUCGUGGCUUCAUUUUCGCGGCACCUCCAAGGAUGAUGGUGCUCCAGUGUCAAUAUUUUCUCUGUCUGGGAGCAAUGCUCAGGAUGGACAUUUAGCUGCGGGUCGUAAUGGUGUUAAGCGUCUACGCACUGUUAGGCAUCCAAAUAUUUUAUCUUUUCUUCACAGCACAGAGGUUGAAACUGUUGAUGCUGGUUCUCCCAAGGUUACAAUUUAUAUGGUGACCGAGCCUGUGAUGCCGCUGUCAGACAAGAUUAAGGAGCUAGGUCUUGAAGGUAGCCAGAGGGAUGAAUAUUAUGCUUGGGGCCUGCAUCAAAUAGCAAAGGCUGUGAGCUUCUUAAAUAACGAUUGUAAACUGGUUCACGCUAAUGUUUGCUUGGCAAGUGUCGUUGUCACACAAACUUUGGACUGGAAACUCCAUGCUUUUGAUGUUCUAUCAGAGUUUGAUGGGAAUAACGAAACUUCCUCUGGGCAAAUGCUGCAAUAUGCAUGGCUUGUUGAAGCACAAUACAAAUCAAUGGAACUGGCAAAAUCUGACUGGGCUGGAAUUAAGAAGUCUCCUCCUUGGGCCAUUGAUUCUUGGGGCAUGGGUUGUCUUAUCUAUGAGCUAUUCUCUGGUUUAAAGUUGGGCAAAACGGAGGAGUUACGCAACACUGUCUUCAUUCCUAAGUCUCUGCUUCCAGAUUACCAGCGGUUGCUGAGUUCUACACCCUCUCGUAGAUUAAAUACAUCAAAGCUUAUAGAAAACAGCGAGUAUUUUCAAAAUAAGUUAGUAGACACGAUUCAUUUCAUGGAAAUUCUUAGUUUGAAAGAUAGUGUUGAGAAAGACACUUUCUUCCGCAAGCUUCCAAAUUUGUCAGAGCAACUUCCUCAGCAGAUUGUGUUGAAAAAGUUGCUUCCUUUAUUAGCUUCUGCACUUGAAUAUGGUUCAGCCUCUGCCCUGGCUUUGACUGCAUUGUUGAAAAUGAGUUCCGCACUGUCAGCUGAGGAGUUCUGUGUCAAGGUGCUUCCAACCCUUGUUAAGCUUUUUUCAUCAAAUGAUCGAGGUAUUCGAGUUGGACUUCUACAACAUAUUGAUCAGUAUGGGGAGUCAUUAUCAGCACAAGUUGUUGAUGAGCAGGUUUACCCUCAUGUUGCUACUGGGUUCUCUGAUACAUCCGCUUUUCUGAGGGAACUUACUCUCAAGUCCAUGCUAAUUCUGGCUCCAAAGCUGUCUCAAAGGACCUUUUCGGGGUCAUUAUUAAAGCAUUUGUCAAGGUUACAGGUCGAUGAAGAACCAGCUAUACGAACAAAUACUACCAUCUUGUUGGGAAACAUUGCAAGCUACUUAAACGAAGGGACAAGAAAAAGAGUGUUGAUUAAUGCAUUUACAGUCCGUGCUUUACGUGAUACCUUCCCACCUGCUAGAGGAGCAGGCAUUAUGGCUUUAUGUGCUACCAGUUCCUACUAUGACAUCACUGAAAUUGCAACUCGGAUUCUUCCUAAUGUUGUUGUGCUCACAAUUGAUCCUGACAAUGAUGUGCGAUCUAAGGCAUUUCAAGCUGUUGAUCAAUUUUUGCAGAUGGCGAAGCAAUAUUAUGAAAAGACGAAUACAGCAGAGGAUACUGAGGGAGCUAGCAUGGGGAUCUCUUCAAUUCCUGGAAAUGCUGGUUUACUUGGAUGGGCUAUGAGUUCCUUGACUCUGAAGGGUAAACCUUCUGAUAAUGCUCCAGUCUCUUCUGUGAGUUCUACGGCACUUCCUCCGGCAUCUGCUAAUGCAGGCUCGGUUAUAGAUACUCCUCCAACAGCACCUCUUCGUGUAAGGUCUGCGCCAGAUUUUGCUGAGCAACCUGUCCCUACUUCCCCAACAUCAACAGACGGCUGGGGAGAAAUGGAGAAUGAACUCGACGAGGAGUGUGAAAAUGACAAGGAUGGGUGGGAUGAUCUGGAACCACUUGAAGAAAUCAAACCAACUCCAGCUCUUGCAAACAUUCAAGCAGCUCAAAGGCGGCCGGUUUCGCAACCUGUUUCACAGACAAAACAAGCCGCGAAUUUGCAAUCCAAAAGUACAUCAAAGUUGAAAAAGGAUGAAGAUGAUGAGUUGUGGGGUUCGAUAGCAGCUCCUGCUCCAAAAACAUCAAAAUCUUUUAAUUUGAGAUCAACUGUAACCGAUGAUGAUGAUGAUCCUUGGGCUGCCAUCGCUGCUCCUGCACCCACUACUAAGGCCAAACCCUUGUCUAGUGCCAGAGGGCGGAGUGCUAAACCUGCUGCUCCAAAGUUAGGUGCCCAGCGGCUAAACCGAACAUCGUCCGGCGUGUGAACAGAACAGCCUCUUGCCGGUGAUCAUGUUCAAAUUCAGGAUCCCAUCCAGUACAUCAAUUAUUUCUCAUUUUAUUUCAAGGGCCGCAAUAGUUGAAUUAUUCUAAGUCAACUAGGCUAUUGUAUUUACUACAAUAUUUUGAGGGCAUGCUUUCUUUUUUGUUUGUUUUUUUUUUUCUUUAGGGGGGCUGUCCAUCGAAUAACAUAAACAUUUUACAUGCAAUGUAAAUUACUUUAUUUAUAUUAUUAUAGGAAAGUUUUCGGUGGAAUUAUUUAGUUAAA